AUGCCUCUGGUCACCAAGAGGACUGCUCAGACAGAUCGCAGGCAGGCAUCUCAGCCCAGGCCUGUGCUGGGGAAGCUGGUUCCUGGCUUUGGGCACAAUCUGGAAGCCAGCAAACUGACCCGAGUGCAGCAGGCGUUUAGGACUGAUGAUCUUUUCGCAGCCAGGCCGCGCGGGGACACCCACUCAGGGAGCCAGGCUAGGAGGCUGUCCAGCGCCUGCGCUGGCAAUGCCGGCAGCCCCGCGGGGCUUCGCCCCGCACCCCAGCCCAGGCCCCGGCCUCAGGGGAGAGGGGGGCGAGGGCGGCGCAGAGAAGGGGAUUUGCUAAUUGCCAAAGCGGGAAGUGAGCUCGCGGAGGACUCAGGAGUGAGGGGGGCGGGGGUGGGUGGUGGGCGACCCGGAGAAGGGGCUUUGCUAAUUGCCGAGGCGGGAAGUGAGCUCGCGGAAGACGUGGCGGAGAGUCUGGGAGGAGGUGGAGGGGCUGGGGGAGGAGGGGCGCACAGCGCCGGGGUGCUGUGCUGCGGCCCAGUCGGGACUGCAGGACCCAGGGGACUCGGGGCCCGUGCGCUCCCGCGCUCCAGCCCUAGCCCUGAAGGCCGCGCUGUCCGGUUCCCGCCGCCUGCUGCCCCUCCCCGCCCCAAGGCUUCUCUGGAGGACCCUCUGCUCACAGAUGUUGAAGCCCUGACCCUCAAGGAGUGCCAUCAGGAGAGCCAAAGAUGUUUCCUCCACUCAGCCACUGGCCCUGUUUGUAGGUGUUGCUUUCUCUCUACCAAUCACAAAAUCAAGGAAGAGAGAGAUCACAAGCAAGGGGAGCAGCAGGCAGAGGGAAGGCAGACCCCCCACUAGAGCCUGGUAUGGGAUCCAAUCCCAGGACCCUGGGAUCAUG
Messenger RNA from Mustela erminea (ermine), 883 nucleotides. RefSeq names its product translation initiation factor IF-2-like. Bases 1 to 843 code for a protein of 280 amino acids. The transcript is spliced from 5 exons. Lineage: Eukaryota; Metazoa; Chordata; Mammalia; Carnivora; Mustelidae. The record is from RefSeq and is a predicted model, not a curated record.